ACAAUGAUGAGAAUACCCCAACUCUGUGGUAGUGAAUCAGUGAUAGUGGUGGUACAAAAUAAAAAUAAAUAAAGAGAAUGUCCUCAAAAGCAACUCUGGAUCAUCCUCUUAUAUCUUCUCCAACCCAUUCCCUUCCUCAAGACUCAUCAGAAUCACAAGUAUUGCUUGAGAUUCCAGACAGUUAUCACAAAGAUCGCAACCAAAACCAUAAAGACAGCAAGAAUGAAAAAGAAAGCGGGAGAGGAAAGAAGAGAAUGAAAAUUACCACAAAGAAACUCCUCAUUAUCCUCUUCUUCAUCCUAUCAACCAUCUCACUUCUAAGACUCCUCAGAAUCACAACCACAGGAACCAGUCAACCUCCUACUUUAUCUCAGUCUCCGCUAGAGAAAAACACCCGAUUUCAUGCAUCAAACACACACAGAACAUAUUCGCCUUCCAGUUUAGAUGCAGAUCUCACUGUAAAGGAAUUCCAACUCCUCACAAAUAUCAUCUCGCAAAGAGUCCCCUGCAACCUCCUCAUAUUCGGUAUAAGACCUCAAACCCUUCAACUCUCAUCGCUGAACAGUGGAGGCACCACUAUCUUCCUUGAAGAUGACCCUGAAAAGCUGCUAGCAAUCCGUAGAACAAAAGAAGGCAUGCAGAUGUACAAAAUUGAACAUCAGGCAGCCGCCAAAGAGGCAUACAACCUGCUCCGACAUGCAAGGACGCACCCUGAUUGUGCACCUGAAGCACAGCCACUUCAAUCAUCAAAAUGCCGACUAGCACUGACACAGCUACCAAAGGAGAUAUACGAACUCAAAUGGGACGUAGUGGUGGUUGAUGGACCAAGCGGUGAUAAACCAGAGGCACCUGGGAGGAUGGCUGCAAUCUAUACCACCAGUAUGAUUGCUAGGUUUGGGAACAAUACAGAUGUCUUGGUUCAUGAUGUCGAUAGAACAGUUGAGAAAUGGUUUUCUUGGGAGUUUCUUUGUCAUGAAAACUUGAUUUCUUCCAAAGGGAAACUUUGGCAUUUUAGGAUUUUGGAGAGUUCAACUUCUACUAGUUUUUGUUCUAAUGCGACAGUUCGAAUCAUGUGAUAUCGUUCUUUUGCCUACUAGUUCUUUAUCAACCAAAGGUAGACGUAAACUGGUCUAUGUCAACAAAUACACUUGGCUAGUGAGAUACAAGAGAUGAAAAAUAUUAUACAUUCAUGUACCAGACUAUCAGUGCAUGUAUUUAAAUCCAAAAGCCUAAAGAGUCAAAGAUCUAUUGAACAAUAUCAGUACAA
This is a messenger RNA of Papaver somniferum (opium poppy), 1267 nucleotides long. Its product is annotated as glucuronoxylan 4-O-methyltransferase 1-like. NCBI's taxonomy places the organism in Eukaryota, Viridiplantae, Streptophyta, Magnoliopsida, Ranunculales, Papaveraceae. Gene Ontology annotation, biological process: xylan biosynthetic process. Bases 78 to 1076 code for a protein of 332 amino acids. The transcript has a single exon. The record is from RefSeq and is a predicted model, not a curated record.